AUGUUCAUGUCGUAUCAUUUUGUAGAUUGGAUAUAUGAUGGAAAUAUUGUACAUUCACCUGUUCCAUCUGAUUGUGACAACGACGAAAAUGAAUGUCAACCAGAUCUCGAAGACUUGCAUGAAUCUGCAUUCACAAAUGCUUUUAAUAUCUUCAAACAAGCUCUUGAAGCAACUGGUUUUAAAGACCGAAUUAGCAGAACAUCGUCGUUUUCCAGUCUUGGACCACGUAGUCAACGUAAUUUUCGUUAUCAAACAAAAAAAAAUUUAUAUCAUUGUAUAAAUCUCCUUACUGAUGCUGAGGCAGAUGUUCUUUGGAAAGGUUAUAGGAAAGAUGACGACGAGGAUUCUAUUGAUGAAAAGAGUUUUGACGCAGUAAUGACUGCUAUAAAUACUGCUCUCACAGAUACCGAUCAUUACUCAACUAAGCGACAAAUUCUAGGCAUAGUUGCUGCUGAUUUUCCUAUAGGUGUACUACAUGACCGCUUUCCUGGUAUUAGCGAUUACCAAAUAAAGACUGCACGAAAGCAUGCUUAUUCUAGCGAUCGAGGAGCACCAGUCAACAUACAACGUGAACUAUUAGAACGCUACAAUGUACAACAAGUUGGCCAUUUUCUAGAAUUUGUCCUUUCACCUUCUAUCACUGCUGAUAUUCCAUUCGGAAAAAAAACUCUUAAAUUAACUACAGGCAAAACACUCGAAGUUGUAAAUACUGUCCGUAAUACCAUUAAUACCCAUAUCAUUCAACAAUAUCAUUCUUUUUAUUAUGAAACAACCAAUGGCGACUUUAAACCACUUGGUGAUUCUUCUCUAUAUGCUAUAUUGAAGGAAUGUACUGCUUCAACCAGAGCAAGCAUGGUAGGUAUAGAUAAUUAUGCAGCUAACGGCUCUACCGCUUUCGACAACCUUAAAAAAAUGCUUGAUGAGCUAGCUACAUUUCGCGAGCCAAGCGUUGACGAAUCUACAGAUUUUGAUCCAGAAACAACCGAUGACUUUUCAGCAACAUGUCGUCCUUCCGGUUUUCUCCUGUGGGAUUGUCCUGUCGAAGGUUGUAUUCAGCAAUAUCGACGUAACUAUGAUCUUCAGUGUCAUCUCGAUAAAGGAAAAUACAUUGUCAAAGGAGUCAAAACAUCCCUACUGGAUAAAGCUAAAUCUAUGUUUAAAAAUAUUCUUGAAAAUGAUGCUCAAAGAGUACCUAUUACUCUUCAAAAUUUCAAAAGUGUCCAAAAUUUUAAUCGCAUGUCAACCGUUGUUUUACCAAAAGGAUGA
Molecule: messenger RNA, 1266 nt
Organism: Rotaria sp. Silwood2
Lineage: Eukaryota; Metazoa; Rotifera; Eurotatoria; Philodinida; Philodinidae
Source: the annotation of a GenBank genome assembly